AUGAACGAGGCACUUCAAGAUCUGCGAGCUGUCCGUGAGAAUAAUCUUCGUGAAAGCACGAAAGUAGUUGAAAGAUGGCUUACUAAACUUCAGCCAAAACUCCACAGAUUGGGACAAGAAAAAUGGAUUGUUCUCGAACAAGUUCUCAUUGCUGCUCUGGAUGUACAUGAUUUUGAAACUGCACAGACCUGCCUCAGCCAUCUUCGUAAACGCUUUCCUGAAAGUGUCCGAGUAAAACGUCUUCAUGGAAUGCUUUUAGAGGCAUCGAACCAAUUUGAAGAAGCCCGUUCUCUUUAUAAAGAGAUAAUCGAUGCAGAAUCCACUGAUAUUAUUGCUCGAAAGCGUUUAGUAGUCAUAUUCAAAUCUCAAGGUCUGUACAAUCAAGCUAUUGAGGAGUUGAACAAGUAUCUCAAACUAUUCAUGGCCGACAUUGAGGCAUGGGGCGAAUUGAGUGAUUUGUACCUCGCUCAAGGUGAUUUCAAGCAUGCUGCCUUUUGUAUCAAAUAUUCUGAAGGUGGCGUAGAGAACUUGGAACUGGCUAGGGCCUAUUUCGCUCACGCAUGUCGACUUAAUCCAACCAAUGUUCGAGCUCUUUAUGGAUUAUUUUUGGUUGCCUCAAGUCUUUCUGGCAAGAGUCUUUCCGAGAAGACAUUAGCAGCUUUGACGGAAGAGAACAGUGGUUCUGCAGUGCAACAACAGUACAGCUUACCGCAGUCUGCCAAACAGGCGUCAAACAACGUCGAUAGCAAACGCGAGAAUCAUCAGCUCAUUGUCUACGCCGUGGAGAAGUUGAGAAAAAUCUAUGGUAAUGCAGGAUUGGUCGCACCGAUUGCACUUUUCAACAACUGCGCUAGUAAGAGCAAGACUUUGUCUGGGGGAAAGUCGAGACAACUGAAGGGAGGAGACACAGAGGCUGGUUUAUUAUGGGCACUUUUACUCGCGACCUCUAUUCAUAAGAUUGAGGAAGGACAUGUAGGUGUAUACUACCGCGGUGGCGCGCUUUUAAAAGACACCAGUGCUCCUGGUUUUCAUCUUAUGAUCCCGUUUAUUACAACCUUUAAGGAGGUUCAAGUUACACUCCAGACUGAUGAAGUAACUAACGUACCAUGUGGAACAAGUGGUGGCGUCGUGAUCUAUUUUGACAGAAUCGAAGUUGUCAAUUUGCUCUCUGCUGAUCAUGCUUAUGAUAUUGUGAAAAAUUACAGUCCGGAUUAUGACAAAACUCUCAUCUACAACAAGGUUCAUCAUGAGCUUAAUCAAUUCUGCAGUAGCCACAGCUUGCAGGAAGUCUACAUUGAUCUUUUUGAUCAAAUUGACGAAAAUCUCAAGAAGGCCCUUCAAGAGGACCUGCUCGUAAUGGCUCCGGGUCUGUUUAUUCAAGCUGUGCGUGUCACCAAACCCAAGAUCCCUGAAAAUAUUCGUCGGAACUACGAGUCCAUGGAAGCAGAGAGGACUAAGCUUCUCAUCGCUGAACAGCAUCAGCGUGUUGUUGAAAAGGAGGCGGAGACUGAGCGAAGGCGAGCAGUCAUUGUCCCGACCUCUCUUACUGAUGAUGGUGCAGUCGUUAGUGUUCAUGGGUUUGAUGAUGAUGAUGCCCUUCGUUCUGUCACUGGUGCUGAGGCCAGGUGGUUUAGUAUGUACCAAUAA
Rodentolepis nana is the source of this 1647-nucleotide messenger RNA. The record is from the annotation of a GenBank genome assembly. NCBI's taxonomy places the organism in Eukaryota, Metazoa, Platyhelminthes, Cestoda, Cyclophyllidea, Hymenolepididae.